AUGUCCACUAGCAAGCUCAAGCUGACGUACUUCCCCUUCCCCGGCCGCGCCGGCGCCAUCCGUGAUGUCCUCAACGACAACGGUGUCGAGUUUGAGGACUUCCACGUCGCCUUUGCCGAUUUUCCGGCCCUCAAGCCGUCGCUGCCGUACGGCGCCAUGCCCGUCCUCGAGAUCGACGGCACCGACUACGCUCAGUCGAACGCCAUCCUCCGCUACGCCGGCAAGCUGACCGGGGCCUACCCGGAGGACCCGGUCGCCGCCCUCAUGGUCGACGAGCUCCUCGAUGCUGCCGAGGACGUCAUCGGCCUGCUCACGCCGUCGAUGAAGGAAAAGGACGAGGAGAAGAAGCUCGCCAUGCGCGCUGCCCUCAUGGCCGGCCCGCUUCCAGACCUGCUUGCCCUUGUUGAGAAGCGCGUGGCCCGCAACACCGAGUCCGACUUUGCUGUCGGUGCUGCCAAGACUGUGGCCGACUACAAGCUCAAGUACCUGGUUGGCUUUGCCACCUCGGGCAACAUCGAUGGCGUGCCCAAGGACGUCAUCAACGCCGAGUCGCACCCGGCUCUCACCGCCCUCCUGAACGAGUCGGCAACCACGGCGGCGGUGGCGGUGGCGCCGGGCGUGCCACGGGCGCCGGCCACCCCGUCCACGCCACGCCGGCACGCCUCCGACGAAGACUCGUACACUUACUCGGGCUCGGGCUCGGGCUCGGGCUCGGGCUACGGCUCGGGCUCGGGCUACGGCUCAGACUCGGACUCGGGCCACGGUUCAGACUCGGGCUCGCGGCCAUCACGCUCGCCGCUCGCGGCCCACGCCGCUUCGAACGUCUCGCUCGACGAGGAUCGCGCGCUCCAGCUGCUGGUGGAGGAGAUGGCCACGCUCGGCUCGGACGAGCCAUCGUCGCCGGCUACCUUUUUUCCGCUUCACGACGACGACGCAGCAGGCUCAGACUCGGGCUCUGCCGCCGCCCUUCCAAACAAGAAGCGGUCUGCCGCCGCCCUCGCGGCCUCGCUCGUCCUCGACGAUGCUUCCGUCGUCGCUCCGCACGCUGCUGCAGGCGCCGCUCCCAAGACCCAGGCCGACCUCGACUUUGAGCGGCUGGUGGCCGGAGAGGGCCCGAUGGCCAACGCGUCCAGCGCAUUGGCCAAGCACGCCGCCUUGGCGUCCAACGCAGAGGCUGCCGCCGAGGAGCGGACCCGCGCCAUGACUCAGGUCUCCCGCUUUGAGGCCAUGCUCACGUCGUCGUUUGAGUCGCUUGAGGAGCUCCUUGACGACGUCCGCAGAUCAAGCUCCAAGCCGUCGUCGUCGCUCCGCAAGGAGGCGCUCUCGAUGGCCCGCCGCUCCAACCGCAGGUUCUCGGUCACCACCCCGUCGACCGUCCCGGCUCGUGUCACCGCCGAGAGCGAGCUCGAUGGUGGGCGGAGCUCCGACUCGAUCACGCCGGCCGACCACUCGCGGCUCCGGAAGGAGCUCGACCGCACCCCGCUCUGGGACGACUACACCGUGCCCGAGUACCUCACCAGUGAGUACGAUCCCGAUACUCGCCGCAACGUCCUUGUCGCUGGUUCGCUCAACGGCAUCAUCCACUGGAUCUCCGACUAUGCCUCCCGAAACGAUGCCGAGCGCUACCGCUUCUUUAUGGCGUACCAGUCGCUGAUGACCCCGGCUGCGCUUGUGCAGAAGCUCCACGAGAAGUUCCACACUCCGCACGCUGAGCUACCGCCGUACCCGCUCUUCUCUUCGCUCUUUAACGACAUGGUCUCGCUGCAAAAGGAGAACGUCCUCCGCACCCUGCUCUUCUGGCUCCGUGUCCGUUUUGACCAGGACUUUCUGGCCAAGAAAGAGCUCAAACCCGUUACCGCACUCGUCACCGAUGUCCUCGCCGACGCCGGCUCGGACGGCGCCGGCCCGGCAGGUGUCGCCUCGCCGCCGGCAGCCAACGGCAAAGGCGGUGCAGAGACACCGCCGCCGCCUGUCCGGAGCCCUGCCGAGCGGGUUGUCGAUGCUGCGCAGGACAUUCGCGCGCUCCUCCGCUCCAAGCGCUCGUCGCGGAAAAAGUCGCUCCUCCCCUCAUCGGUCGGCCUCUCGCAGACCGGCAUGUCGCUUGUCUUUACCGAGCUCGACUCGGCCGAGCUCGCCGAGCAGAUGACGCUCCGCGAGAUCGAGCUCUGGGGCGCCCUCAACGUCGAUGAGUUCCACGGCCUGCCGUGGAUGAAGCCUGAGACCGUCCACCUCUGCCCAAACAUCAUCAACAUCAUCGAGCACUUCAACUCGCAAACAUCGUGGCUCACCGCCGUCGUUGUCCGCGAGUCGCGCAAGGCCGGCCGCAACGCCGCCAUUUCCAAGAUUGUCGCCCUCGGCGAGCACUUUGUCGAGCUCCGCAACUACAACGGCGUCAUGACCUGCCUCGCCGCGCUCAACGGCGCGCCCGUCCAGCGACUCAAGCGGACGUGGAAGUCAACAAGUCGCAAGGCCAGAAAGGCGCUCGCCACCCUCAACGAGACCAUGGACAUGUCGUCCAACUUUAAGCGCUACCGCGCCGCCCUCACCGCCGCACCCAAGGACGUCGGCAUCAUUCCCUACUUUGGCAUUGUCCUCUCCGACUUGUGCAUGAUCGAGGAGGGCAACGCACGCGACGCCGCAGACGCCCCGCCCGGCAUCUACAACUACCAGCGCGUCCGCCUCAUUGGCAAGGUCCUCAACCAGGUCUAUGAGCUCAAGAAGAGUCACGCCCUCUACUCGAUCACAAAGAACUCGCCUCUCCUCACCUUCAUUAUCAACAAGGAGAACGAGGACCUCACCGACGACCACCUGUACCAGCUCUCCAUCGCCGCCGAAAACGACUCUGGCCGUCGCUCGCGCAACUUGACGGCGGCGAGCGGCGAAGACGACGACGUCGGCGCGUGACCACGCUAAAGAAAGU
Molecule: messenger RNA, 2920 nt
Organism: Thecamonas trahens ATCC 50062
Lineage: Eukaryota; Apusomonadida; Apusomonadidae
Product: Ralgps2 protein
Exons: 2
Coding region: 1-2904 (967 amino acids)
Biological process (GO): Ras protein signal transduction; positive regulation of GTPase activity
Cellular component (GO): plasma membrane
Molecular function (GO): guanyl-nucleotide exchange factor activity
Source: RefSeq, a predicted model, not a curated record